This is a messenger RNA of Pteropus alecto (black flying fox), 3928 nucleotides long. It is a transcript of the gene PTGR3, whose product is annotated as zinc binding alcohol dehydrogenase domain containing 2. The transcript has 2 exons. NCBI's taxonomy places the organism in Eukaryota, Metazoa, Chordata, Mammalia, Chiroptera, Pteropodidae. The record is from RefSeq and is a predicted model, not a curated record. Gene Ontology annotation, cellular component: mitochondrion. Bases 1825 to 2589 code for a protein of 254 amino acids. Gene Ontology annotation, molecular function: zinc ion binding; oxidoreductase activity.
CUCCCUUCACGCUCCCUGUCGCCCCUUCCUUCCCCCUACCCCUCCCGGUGCCCGGGCGCUCCCCGCGCUGCGUCAGCGGGGUGGGUCCCCGAAUUCGGUGGUCAGAGCCUGAGAGCGCCGGCCCCCCCUGUUUGCAGCUCAUCAGUUUGGGUUGUUUUAAGUUCCCUGCCUUUUCUCUCCACCUAUGCCAAGAAUCCCUUUCCUAUACAUAAUAUAUUUAUACGUACAACUUGACCUCUAAAUUCUACCUUGAAGCCCGCAACAGAAAGAGAGUGGAGCCAGUUUUCUGCGUGUGGGGAAGGGGCGGAACCUCAGCCUCCCCCCUUCCCUACUCCGUUGGAAAAUCUGCUCCCACCGCCAACUGUAGGAAGACCCUUUAUUCGUGCAUACAGUAUCAGUGGAGGCAGCAUCUCACCGACUUUCUUUUUAAGAAUAGAGACUUAAAAAUUCACUGCUGGUUCAUUUCAAUCCUAGACCAAAUCUCCCCUGAACAGUGUUGAUUGCAUGAAAAUUUUAUGCAAGCGCUUCUCAUUUUUAUCACGAUAAAAUCUGCUCCGGAAUGAAUGGAUUGAGCCCGAAUCCACUUAUUUGGAAAGGUGUUUGGAGGUCUGACUUUUUCUUUCCCUUGAACCAUUUGCACAUCUCCUGCCAUCUUUACAGAAAAUACAACUUCUUUAUUCACAAGGAAGAGAAGGGCUUUUAAGCUCGACAUCGAUGAGAAUCAUCAAGUUUACCAUUUAGGAAAGGUGUGACGAGGGCCACAGACGAUCUCCAUAGGACAUACAGUUGACGUCCCUUUAUCCUGUUUCAUACAUCCGAGGGCGACUUCACCGUCCCCCUCGAUGGCCAGCCCUCAGAAAAGAAAAAGAAGGGAGAGAGACGCCCUCUGGGAAGUCGGUUUGCAUGCUAUUUUUAGCCACCUUCGUACCACAGUGACACAUUAUUUCGUUUCCAAAUAUUUCUAACGAUUUUCUGCUCGCGUGUGAGAUAAUGGAGCGAAGAGUUUGCGAGGCUGGCGAAGGGGGGGUGGGGAAGGCGCCUUUGAUGAACGGGCUCCGCUCACAGGAGGGAAAUAGGAUUCCUGUGGACUCUCCAGGCCGAAAUGUUUUUUCUUUCUCUCUUUCUUUUCUUCUUUUUUGAAAGGUGGGUCUGGUUUGGACCACUUUGUCUCCCAGCAUUGGAGGCUUUUGCUCGAGACUAGAGUCUUCCCGUUGGGUUUUGUCGAGAGAAAGCGUCCCCCGCCCUCCCCCCAGCACACAGGACUGCCCUGUUUCACAAUAAACAUGACGAAGGGGUUCGGCACUUUUUAAUAUAAAUAAACGGGGCGACUCUAGAAGGGUCUAUACUGGGGGAGCGCCUGCCGUGUCCCAUUUGUUUUCCUGCGGGUCCUCCACAUCAGUCUUUCUUGCGGGUCCUGCCGUCGGGCCGCCGGAACCCUGCACUCAUUAAAAGCACAUAUUUUAAAUUAAAGGGGGCACGUGGGGGGCCUCCGAGCGCGCCCACCUUUCCCGGCGGAUCUCUCUUCUCUCCUCUCGAUCGCGCCUCCUGCCCGCCGCUCCCGGACGCGGGCCCCUUUCCCGUGGCGCCUGCUGCUCUUGAACUUGCCCUUGGUGGAGCGGAGGGCGCGGGCCGCCGACCCUCAGGCAGCUCUUCCCAAAGCCCAGAUUUGUUGGUGUUAAUGCAUCUGACAUCAACUACACAGCUGGCCGAUAUGACCCGUCAGUCAAGAUCCCCUUUGACAUAGGUUUCGAAGGUGUGGGAGAGGUGGUCGCCUUAGGCCUCUCUGCCAGUGCCAAAUACACAGUUGGCCAGUCUGUGGCUUACAUGGCACCUGGCUCUUUUGCUGAGUACACAGUGGUUCCUGCCAGCAAAGCAACCGCAGUGCCCUCUCUGAAACCUGAGUACCUCACCCUGCUGGUAAGUGGGACCACUGCAUACAUCAGCCUGUCAGAGUUCGGAGAACUGUCGGAAGGGAAAAAAGUUUUGGUGACAGCAGCAGCUGGGGGGACAGGCCAGUUUGCCGUGCAGCUUGCAAAGAAGGCCAAGUGCCAUGUAAUCGGAACCUGCUCCUCUGAUGAAAAGGCUGCUUUUCUGAAAUCUGUGGGCUGUGACCGUCCCAUCAACUAUAACACGGAACACAUCAACACUGUCCUCAAGCGGGAGUACCCCAAAGGUGUGGACGUGGUAUACGAGUCUGUGGGGGGGACCAUGUUUGACCUGGCUGUGGAUGCCUUGGCCGUGAAAGGGUGCCUGAUCCUCAUUGGGUUCAUAUCUGGCUACCAAACUCCUACUGGCCUUUCGCCCGUGAAAGCAGAAACAUUACCAGCCACACUGCUAAAGAAAUCUGCCAGCAUCCAGGGCUUCUUUUUGAACCAUUACUUUUCAAAGCGUAGCGCGGCCAUGGACCAGUUGCUUAAGAUGUAUACAAGUGGAGACCUAGCCUGUGAGGUGGACCUGGGAGAUCUCUCUGCAGAGGGCAGGUUCACCGGCCUGGAGUCCAUAUUCCGGGCUGUCGACUAUAUAUACAUGAGAAAAAACACUGGAAAAAUUGUAGUUGAAUUACCUCACUCUGUCAACAGUAAGCUGUAAAAACAGAACAAUGACAUAAAUCAAAGAAGAAAGAGAAUGGGCGCCUUAUGCUUCAGAAUUACUCAAAUCGAUUUAUUUUUAGUUGGUAGUAGAGAUAAUAUUUCUUAAAACAGAAGUAAGGUGUUAACGAACAGGUUUCUCUUUUGCUUUCCUCUUUUCCUCGUGUCGCCCCUCCUUUGAAAAAAAAAAAAAUGUGGAAUGAAACUUCCCUCCACAGCUCAGAGUUAAACCUUUACGUUCAAUCCUCUGGUCAUGGACAGUCUCGUUCCAGAUUUUAUUGUUCCUGGAACUAAAUUAAUUCCUGAUGCGAGAGCUGAUCAAAUCAGUAUGUCUUCAGCUUGAUGAGAUUUUAAAAUCGGUCUUGAAAAUAGUUCACAAAUUCUUUGCUUUGGGAGAGUUUGGUCUUAGGCUAAUAAGUACUUAAUAAAUAGAGGUUAUAGCAAACGUCAUGUUUCAGAGUCUGUAUUCUCAGAAAAUGGCCCUUCUUUUUCCAUAGAUCACUUGCCAACUAUCUAAAUAGAAAUUUCGAGGAAUUCUCCCCAAACUGAUUCUGUGAGAUUAUUAGAAAAGUGAUUACGUGAACACAGGCCUUUCUUAAAGAAGUGCCUGGUAUUUCGUGGCCUUUGCGCACCAUCGUCCUGUGAGGCACACGUGGCAUGGAGCUUUGCUCUCCUCCCUCAAGACGCAAAGCAAUGCUGAAGACGUAACACGGACAAAGAGCGGGUUUGGGAAAGGGGAUCACAGGGAUCCGGGGACUUGAAAAACGUGCUACUUGCCCAGCAAAGGGGCAAGUGUGCGUCCCAUCCACAGCGUGGGCCACGUGACGAAACACGUGCCAUGCAGGCGCGAGCCAUCCGGGCACCGCGCGAGUGAUACCCACCAGCAAGGCCCACGGACCUGAGGCCGGGUUUGCCAAAUCGCGCCCUGCCAGGCGGGGACCAGAGUGACCCGGAAUAAUAUACAUUGGCUUCCUGUCCGAGACCGUCAGACGUGGAAGGCGUGUUUCAUCUCUGAUCAUGGGGCCACAGAAUAGCAGUCCCUGCUCCUCCGUCCCCAUUUACCUUGUUCCCACGUCCUGGUAGAAUGAGGUGCUGCUUGUCCCUAUUGCCUGACGUCACAUAGGAAAGUAACAAGUCACGUGCCUUGUCUUGCGAGUCAUGCCUGUAGCCGACCUACCUGCCUCCUAACCUCCAGCUCACCAAAGACCGCCACAGCCUUCCUCAUGGAAACCCCCGGCGCCUUGCAAAACCCACCAUGUUACUUUUCAAAGCCUUAGGUUCCCGCAUCUCUCACGUGCUCAAUAAAUAUAGACAAUUAAAGGUGGUCCAUGAAACUUGGA